Molecule: messenger RNA, 3783 nt
Organism: Gaeumannomyces tritici R3-111a-1
Lineage: Eukaryota; Fungi; Ascomycota; Sordariomycetes; Magnaporthales; Magnaporthaceae
Exons: 3
Coding region: 1444-3231 (595 amino acids)
Source: RefSeq, a predicted model, not a curated record
CUCUAUCCGUUGGCCUGUCUCCCGUUGGCUUGCCUCUCACGAGGUACCAAUCUACAUACCCACUUCACUAUACCUGUCUCCUCCUCGCCUGCACGCCUCUUUACACCCCCCGCCCCGACCAUCAUCACCCUAUCUUCACCUCACCUCCUCUUUAACUUCACACCUACCUCUCACCCGUCCCUCGCCGGAUAUUCUUCAAAGUGGGCUGCGCCAGCUCUCUCUCUCUUUUCCUGCUUCGCACCGUUUCCGCUUCGUUGCCCUCAGCAUUUGUUCGGACUGGAUGUGGCCCUUUGCCUAGGUCAACGUCGUGUGUGUGCUUUUUUUUUUUUUGUGCGUGACGGCUACUUGCGCGAGCAGCAGGGAAGGCGGAAACCCGUAGUGGUGCUUUCGUUUUUUUUCUUUCUGCCUGGGGUCCGUUUGGCAUUUGAUUGCUCCUCUCGGUCCGGGGCUGGCCUGCUCUGAGUGGCUGCUUGCCUCGGGUUCCCGUUUGGGUAGCAGCCUGCAUUUUGCAGAGCGGCGAGUGGAGGAAACUGGAGAAGCAGAAAAGAACACAAAGAAAAACAAAAAGGAGGGUACCCGAUCUACCUCUCCCGUCGUCAACCCACCUGGCCUUGACGACAUCCCCGUAUCCGCCUCCUCGCCUGCCAACCCGCCACUGGGUGCACCGGCACGCACUGCGCCCAAGUACUGGUGGGCUGCAAUCUCCUCCUCUCAAGGUGUAUUGGCUGGCUUUUCCUAUACAGCCGCGCGAUUCGACUGGCUGCCAUUGGAUAACCCCCACCCCCCCCAGCAGCUUAUCCCAUCAGCCCGAGCUCCCUCCCCAAGCCCGACCAACUGUAUUCGCAGGCUUCGAGACUCGGGACAAUAACCUUCUUUACGACCGCCUCCCCACCUCACCCCAGCAUCAACCUCCCCCACGCGUCUUGCUUUUGUUUUUUUGUCGUUUUCGUUCGGCGUCUCCUGUUAUCUUCCUUUAGCGGCUGUAUCGUUUCUCUGCCUCGUCUUUCUCGCCUGUGCCCGCAUCGAUUCCUUGAUCGCUUUAAGCGGCAGCUGCCCCAGAUACCCCAUUUGUUGUCUCUAUUUCCUCGCAUGCGUCCCCGGCACCGGCAACUUUCUCCGUGACCUGGCUCUCCUCGCGCUCUUGUUUAUCCCCCCUCUCUUCAAAUAUAUCCGGCAACAUUCUUCUCCAGCCUUUUCCGCUUCUCGCCAAGGCAUAUUUUCUUGCGGAGUUUGGCUGGCAGUGGUGGCUUUUCGACUCGGGCUGAGUCGGAACCGCUUCUAUCGCCUGCUUUAGUGCCCACGUGCUUACGAGAAGACACGCCUGCUGCGAGAGCGUGUUUCCCUGGAGCACCCCUCUCUCUAUCUUCUCACGCUCGCCCGAACUCCCCUUUUUCAGCAGAUGAUGCCGAGUAGAUGAUCCUAAGAGCUCCCAGCCUUUGAAGGAUGCAUCCCGCGUCGACACUGGCAGACGCGUCUCCCAAAACGGAUGAACCAUCAAAGGCAUCGGGGCAGCACCAGCGGCACACGAGCCCAGGCUUUGCCGUCCACCCUAGCUCGCGCCACACCCACUCCCCCCAUUCUGCCUCGCCCAUGAGGAAAAACACCACCUCAUCCACCAGCACGAACGCCACUCACACUACGGGGACCACCAUAACCUCAAACGAAACCCCCGGCUCCCCCUUCAGCCUGGACGCGUCCCCCAGCUUCUCGAGCCAGCAGGUUUUCUCCGUAAAGGAUGGAGCCGACUUGACGGGUGGCCGCCGGGCCAGCAGACGACGCACCGGUCCCCUCUCGGCAGAGCAGAGGGAGAAAGCGGCACUAAUCAGGAAAUUGGGGGCGUGCAACGACUGCCGUAGGAGAAGAGUUGCUUGCCACCCGAAUCACCACAACAUGACAUGGGAAGAUGCUUUCCGGAAGUACCGCGCCCACAGCCCGGUGCAUGAGUUGGCCCCAUUAGGGGCUCGCCCCCUAAGCCCGCGCCCGGUGAACCUGGAGCCUUUGUCUAAUGGGAACACGCCCCUGUUGACCCACGACCCCCAUGAUAUGGAGGUGGACAGCGCGCAGCCGCCGACGACGACCCCGACUCCGCUUCCGCCGAACCAGCAGCCGCUACCACCGCCGCCACCGAUCCGAGCUCCCCUCGGCAGCGAAUCGCGGGUCAGGAAACCGCUUCCCUCAGGACCCCGCUUGGAAAAGCUUGCAGGCCAGGCCUCGCAAGCAGUUCACGCGGCCCGGACUGCGCAUAGUGGCCCGCAGCAGACUGCCGAGAGCAUCCAAUCGGAACUGCAGGCCGCGGCUUCCAAGAUCGCCUCAAACCCCUACCGCAGCCGAUACACGGCCGUGCAGGCACUGCUUCUCUACUGGGAGGACGACGAGGAAGACGGAGAGCUGGUAUCCUCGGUCGAGUACCUGGCUGAAGUGCUGCAAAAAGACUACCAAUACGUCACAGAGACCAAGAUGAUACCUUCGUCGCCGGAGAGUGGCAAGAGUCCGUGGAGGUGGCUGUCUCGGACCGUAACCAACUUUGUGGACAACCGGGACGAUAGGGACGUCCUUAAGCUUGUCUUUUACAAGGGACAGAGCUAUCUCGAUGGAGACCGCGAGAUGGUUCUUGCCAGGUCGCGGGAUCGGUUAAAAGGUCCCACGAUACGGUGGAGCGGUAUCCAACAAAUCCUCGAGGAAACGUCCUCAGAUACGUUAAUCAUCAUGGAUGCGGCCUAUUACCCCUCGUCCAAGUUGGUCCGGCAGCAAGGGGUGCUGGAGGUGGUUGCCGCGUCGGCCUCGGAAGAGCACUUCGGAUCCAUGGGGAACGCCUCGUUCACGCGGGCCGUCGCCGAACAGCUCCACACGCGAAUCAGCCAGCGGAACCACAUGGCGCCCCUGACGGCCGCCGAGCUGCACGCGAAGCUGCUGUCGAGCUACCCAAAGAUGGUGCAGGACCGGUACCCGGAGAAGCCCAUCGUCAAGAGCUUCCCGUCGCCGCUCCACAUGCAGAUCUCGGGGAACUCGAGGCUGCCGUCGAUCCUGCUCGCUCCCUUGCGGAGGGGCCUGCUCUUCGGCAUCGAGCCGGACCCGACGGCGCCCCGGCUGAACCUGACGCUCCAGUUCGGCGCAGACUCGGCACCGUUCGACAUGGAAAAGUGGGCCGAGUGGCUGCGCUUGAUGCCAGACGGCGUCAAGGACGUCAAGGUCGAAUGGCCUUGCAACAACUUUAACAAUACGUUUCCGUGAUGGGCGGCGGGGAGGGACGCGCUCUUCGCUCGUAUGAUGAGCGCCGAACAAGAAGGGGAUGGCCGGCCAAAGCCCAAGGGAAAUGAUACCCUUCGCUCCGAAUGCCCGUCAUGAUAUCAUGCCCAUCGACUCCCCGCGAGCACACGCCACGUCACGACAUUUUCCUUGAUUCUACGAAAAAAAAGGCCCAUGGCUCGAGCCUUGGUCUCGAUCCGGCCGCGAUUGACCGCGAGUCCCGAGGGCGACACGCAUCGUCUCAGCAUGAUACCCGUGCUCUCACACAAACUUUUCUUUCCUUCAAGUCCAAUUUUUUUUUUUUUGGUGGGAAACUCGUCUUGACUCUAGCAGGAUAUCGCUGCGGAGCAGAAGAAAAAAAGGCAUGCCGUCGCUGCAAAAAAAGGAAAACACCCAAUAAAAAACCAACCGAUCUCCUCGCCGUCUUCCCUCACUUCCAGUCCACCUCUGCCGCUUCUCUCUGUUUAUAUAUCAUCAUCUCCAACAUGUCCUCGGCUGCUCGUCGGCAUGGCUGACCAUGGUUCUUUUGUUCUUGGG